Molecule: messenger RNA, 834 nt
Organism: Dictyostelium purpureum
Lineage: Eukaryota; Evosea; Eumycetozoa; Dictyosteliales; Dictyosteliaceae
Exons: 2
Coding region: 1-834 (277 amino acids)
Molecular function (GO): NAD+ poly-ADP-ribosyltransferase activity
Source: RefSeq, a predicted model, not a curated record
AUGAAAGUGUUAAAUAAAACCAUUCAAGAACAUGGUGGAAUUGAUGUAGUUGUAAAUAACAUUGGUUAUGGUUUAUUGGGUGUUGUCGAAGAGUUAUCAGUAGAAGAUAUUCAAAACAUUUAUGAAGUCAAGGUAUUUGGUGAAUCAAAUGUAUUAAGACACACAAAUCCAUAUCUCAGAGCACAAGGUUCUGGUUUAGUUUUAAACAUAUCAUCUUACCUUGGAUACUCUGCCCUUGGAGCAUUUUCACAAUCAUUACACAAUCAAUAUUCUUUUAAUGGAAAUGAAAACCAAAGUUUAUACGAAGAAAUAUUUCUAUCAACUUGGGCAAAAUAUGAUUGUGGUAGACCAACUUCAAUUCGAUAUAUCCAAUUCGAUGAUAAUUAUUAUCAAAAACACAAAAAAAAUUAUGAUACUUUAAUAAUACCAAAAAAUGAGAAGAUAUUAUUUCAUGGUACUCCAAAUACAUGUUUAAUUAUAAAUUGUGGAAGAUGUAGUGCAUGUGGUAUAAAAGAAUCUGGUUUUAAAAUUUCAUUUAGCGGUAAAAAUAUAUCUUUUUCAAGAUUUGGAAGAGGUAUCUAUCUUGCACCCAAUUCAUCAAAGGCCAAUGAUUAUAACAAUAAUCAAAACUUCAAUUAUCGUUGUACUAUUGUUUCAAAAGUAAAUCUUGGUAACUCUGUUAGAUUGUUUAACACGAAUCAACAAAUUUCCCUUCCAAAUGGAUAUCAUUCAGUUCAUGGUCAAGCUGGAUUUGAUUUAAAUUAUGAUGAAUAUGUUGUAUAUAAUGAAAAACAAGUUUUACCAAUUGGUGUAUUUAUAUAUGUAAUUUCAUAA